UUCGUCGCCAUAUUGGUUCGCUUUAAAGAAUUCAAAAACACGAUAUUAUUUGAAAAUAUAUAUAUUUGACUCAAAGCGCAACAAUUGUCGUACAAUAUUAACAUAUCUUUGUUCAUUCUGCCAAAUCACAUAAAUAAAAUAUUUUAAGAGACAAUUAAUAGCAGUCUGUCAUAACUCGUAGAAUCUCUAUUAACAAGUGGUGUAACGUGCGGAUGUGUAAUUACGAGAAGUGUGUGGGAUGUUAUUCACUAAUACAGUAGAAUGAUAUUCAAUUACGACAUUAAUUGAGAGAAUUCUAGCAUUGUAGUCUCGGAAUCAACAACGGGCAGUGCCCAUCUGAAACGGACUUAACCUUGAAUUAAAAUCGAAGGAUGGCGAGUAUGUGUAACGAUUGCAUGGCCAGAGUGCCGUAUGCAACUCUUAUUGCAACAAUAAUGUGUUGCUUAGGAGUAGGUAUAUUUUGCGGUACAAUGUAUAGAGGUGUUACGUUAAGUUCUUUGAUGAUGGAUCAAGUAUUUCAUUUAAGACUUGGAUGGUUGGAGCCUGUUCAAUUAACUUUUGCAAUAAUUGGUGCUAGUAUGGGAGCUUUAGGUUUUAUGAUAUUAUGUGUUGGUUGUCUUGCAACUGGAGCUACAAGACAUAAAGUAUAUAGAGCCUGGAGAUCUAGAGUUGGUGGACGUAUCUCUUGUGCUGUUUUCAUGACAAUUACUUAUAUACUACAAUUAGGCUGGCUUCUAAUAUUUGCAUUCUUGAUUAUAAUUGCUUGGGUUUUUACUAUAUUCUGGGGUUUAUGUAGCAAUCCUCGUGUUCAAUCUCUCGAUCAAUGCAUUGAUUUUACUCAGUUUAGCUUUAUAUUCCCAAACAAUACAAGGGUGGAUGAUAUGAAAAUAUGUGGACCACAAGAAGUGAAAUUGUUUUGCAAGGAUUUUGUUGAAAAAGCAGAGAUCAUGUUUAUUUUAGCAACUGCAGCUGCCAUGUUGGUUGUAUUGAGUCUCAUACAUUAUUUAAUGUGUUUAUCUGCUAAUUACGCACACAUUAGAGACCAUGAGAAAUUUCAAGAACUGCAAGAACUUCAAUAUCUUCAAGAUCCAGGAGAUCCAGAUUCUCCUCAACCGGGAAUGGGAACUCUGAGUUCGCACCAUCGUGCUAAGGAUAGAUUCUAGGAUACGGCCCGCGAGAUCUUCGCGAUGAAUCCUCUAUAACUCUAUGCAUUUUUGUUCAUGAAAUAUUGGAGAUAUUUACUCUACAAAAAUUUAUGACGAUAUGUUAUUCUCUUCUAUGUAUCUAAACUCAGUAUUCUACUAAUCGAUUAAUAUUAUAGUAGCUUACUGAUUGAGGAUCUUGCGGGAACACUUUAUGCCGUCCAUUUUCUGCGACUGUCUUGUAAGCAUUUAUUUUGUUUUAAAGUUAUGAGUUCAUUAAUGAUUAGACAUAAGAUAUUAUCUUUCAUAACAUUGUUCAUUCAAUUGUUUAUCGAAGUUCUGUAUGAAGCAUAAAACAUUUGAAAACAUUCCAUAUUUCCAUAUUCGUUGAUAAAGUAUUUACAUAUUCGUUGAUAAAGUAUUUUUUAUUUGGAGCGAAAUUGAAUAGUACAUAUGUGCAAGAUACAAGUAAUAUAAGUAAUAACAUAAAGAAUAUACUUUCUAAAUUAUUUGCUACAUAAAUAUUUACAUAUAUAUAUAAAUAUGAUUCAUCUAUGAAUUUCUACUAUUCAUUAAUAUAUUGUUUGAUAUUACAAGUUUGUUUAAUAUCAUCUUUAUAUCAUGUAAGACUGUUUAUGAACAUAGAUUGUAUUUUAUAUUCUAUUUGAUAUCAUGAUUGACAGAAAUUUUUUUUAUACAAAAGUGCAACUUUUUGGUACCUCUUUAGGAUAAAUUAAAGAAUUAUUGACAUGAUGUAUUAUUAGUGAAGUGCUUUAAUUGUGCUGGAGGAAAGGAAAAUCAAAUAAUUAUUUUUUAAAUUUUUUAAUUGUAGUUAGCAAAUGAAAAAAUAUCUAUAGAAUCUAUAAUUUAAUAAUUGUAAUUUCUUCCAGCAUAGUUGUCUUAUAUCACAGAUCUAUUAUAUAAAAGAUCAAAUUAUAUUGUGAAAUGUUAAAAAGACAAUAGAAAAGCAAUUCAAAUUAUAGUUUAUGCACAAAUCUUAACUGUGCCAAAUUUAAUGUGAUUUAAAUCAUGAAAAAUUGUCAUGUAUAUUGUACGUUAUCACUAAGGGACAGAUUUAAAAAAUGGAUAUAUGUAGAAUACAAGUUUAACUUGCAAUAAUUUUGUACUUGCUCAAAUAGUAAUUUGAGAUUUUGUUAUAUGCACAAUAAGAUGAAAAUAAAUCUUGUAUUACACAUAUGCAAUAAGAACAUAUCAAAUUAAAGAUCGUACAUUUACACAAAUUUGUAAUAGAAUAAUAUAUAAUAAUAAUUAUAUAAGAGAAUCUAAUGCACGAAUUAUGUAUGUACAAUAAAAAAUGAGUUUAUUAUUUUCUUUAAAAUAUAUUUUUAUUUUUAAACAUUUGUAUAUUUCUAUGAUUGAAUAAAAAAUACUUUCUAUUUAAUUCGUACGUU
Molecule: messenger RNA, 2554 nt
Organism: Heterotrigona itama
Lineage: Eukaryota; Metazoa; Arthropoda; Insecta; Hymenoptera; Apidae
Source: the annotation of a GenBank genome assembly